This is a messenger RNA of Prunus mume (Japanese apricot), 993 nucleotides long. Lineage: Eukaryota; Viridiplantae; Streptophyta; Magnoliopsida; Rosales; Rosaceae. The record is from RefSeq and is a predicted model, not a curated record.
AUGGCCUCUCCACCAUCUCUUCCUUCGGAAAUAUGGUUUGAUCAUAUUCUACCGCGAGUUAAAUCGCUCGACAGCCUAGGGUUGUGUAGGGUGGUUUCAAAGGACUGGAAUCACAUCACAUACGAGUCAAGGUUCUGGCAAUUGUUUUGCAAGAGAAGUGACACAGUGUCUGGGUUUUUAUUUCAGAAUUUCCACGAUCACAAACUCUCAUCAACGUUUGUGUCUGUCGAUAACAAGGCCAACAAGACUUUGAAGCUCUCAGUACUGAACUUCUUGCCUGCCCCUGUCAAAGUUGAAGCUGUGAGUAGCCAAGGUGGCCUAGUAUUUUGUGUGAACCAAAACCAUCGUAGAGUACCCGAAUAUUUUGUGUGCAAGCCUACCACUCUACAAUGGGAAACUUUACCCAAUCCAAAGACUAGGUACGACACCCGAAGUAACGCCAUAGUCGUGUUGAGUUCGAAACCUUUAAGGUACAAGAUUAUCCGGUUUUCGGAUCCCGAAUCUCCAGUCAAGUAUCAACUGCACCAAACCCUUAUAAGGUGCGAAGUGUUUGAUUCAAACACCUGGGCAUGGAAGGAGUUGAAACAUGUUAGUUUCCCCUAUUCUGUGUGGUUGAAACUCCCCCGGCGGCCUUGUGUAACAUCAGAUGGUGCGUGUUAUUGGCAUCUGACGAACAACCAAGUGCUUGCUUUUUAUUACGAAGACGAUAAAGAGAGUUGGGAAAUUUUUGAUUCACCAGAGCGGAGUGAUAGUGAGUACUUUGCCAUGUACACCAAACUCGUAGAGUACCAAGGUCGUCUUGCCUUGAUUUACUCUGAAGGAGGGUUGAUGGAGCUAUGGGUCAUGGAAGAUCAUGAGAAAAAAGUAUGGAGGAGACACAAACUGAUUAGUCUUGAUGGGCUUAAACAACUGGUGGGGCAGUAUCCUUCCCCUGAAGCAUAUUACAACAGUGAUAUUGCACUAAUGGAAGCGUGGCACGAAGUUUAUAAUUAA